Messenger RNA from Frieseomelitta varia, 10926 nucleotides. RefSeq names its product protocadherin-like wing polarity protein stan (gene stan). Gene Ontology annotation, cellular component: plasma membrane. The record is from RefSeq and is a predicted model, not a curated record. Lineage: Eukaryota; Metazoa; Arthropoda; Insecta; Hymenoptera; Apidae. Gene Ontology annotation, molecular function: G protein-coupled receptor activity; calcium ion binding. Gene Ontology annotation, biological process: G protein-coupled receptor signaling pathway; homophilic cell-cell adhesion; cell surface receptor signaling pathway. The transcript has 13 exons. Bases 669 to 10223 code for a protein of 3184 amino acids.
GAGAGUUUGCAACAGUCGCCGCUGUCGUCGACAAUAGUAAGGUGUGUGCUUGUGCCUUUUACUCAAAUCUUUCGUCGUUUCCAACAAAUUUUACAUUCAACGUUUAAAAAAAUGUUCACUACCCACAGUGAAGCUACACAGCGAUUGCGGGGAUGAAUUGACAGUUUCGAGAGAAGGAAGGAAGAAAUUGCAGAAGAAAAGAGCGCGUUAAACGCGGAUCAUUGGCCGGUGCGGAGAUGUUGGUCGUUUGAUCGUCGCUCGAAGUCAAUGUCGAGAUACACGGUCGCAGGUAGUCGCCCUCUACUACGCUCGUACGUAAGAUCGGUCUGUGCGUGUAUGGUGGUUGGUAGUAGUCGCGACGCUGCCGAGAGCAGCUGAAGUGCGUGCACGUCGUUCUUCGUGAUCUGGUCGUACGCGGUGUGUGAUUCGUUUCGUGUCGAAAUUUUUGGCGAUCACGGCGAGAAAGUGCCAGGGAGGGAUUAAGAAUCAAAGAAGUUGGGUGUGACUCGCGAUGUGACAAAACUGCGCCGAUCUUGGCGGGACGAUGGAAGACCGUGCGAGCGCACGUUGAACCGAGCAAGCGGGGAGAGGAUCGGCAACAAUGGGACACUUGUCUGGGAGGGUAGAACACGAGAAGAAGGAGCGGUCGUUGUAAGAGGGUGGUUGCCAUGGCGAGGUGGAAAUGGAUCGUCCCGUUGUUCGCGGUCUUCUGGACUCUGACCGACGCGUACCUGGCGGUGCUGUCCUCGAGCACGCCCGCCGGCAGCGUGGUUUUCGAGGCAGGUGUACCGCAGCUGGGCGGUCGUCGGAAGUACGAAGUAUCGAACGAGAGGACCGCCUGGUUUGCGAGGAAGUUGCUCAAGGUGCAUCCUCACACCGGCCGCGUCACGUUGGCGCGACCUUUGAGCUGCGACGGCCUUCAAUAUCCACGAAUAUUCACCUUCUACGUGGACUCGACCAGUUCUAGACUGGGCAGACCAACGAUCGACUAUUACAGCCUGCCACUUAGGAUUCUAAUCACCGGCUGCGGUGGAGAGAAUCGAGAUCUAGCCGCUACUAGGGGAUGGAUGGCGGAGACUUUAGCUUCCUACGCUAUGCCCAGUACCGAGAGGUUCACCGAGGUUUGCCUCAGAACGUCGCAAUUGGUCGCGGCGCUGCGAGACUUCCUUCCGCAAACCGCUCUGAAAGAGUGCGAGACCAGGUGGGGUGGCGUAGCGGAUCCUAGGUUUCUGAUCGAAGGCGCGGCGGGUGACUUGGUCUCGGCAACGGAACAAUGCUUGGUGGAUCCGCUUUGGAAAAUCUCCGUGUCGAUGAAUCUCCGAUGCGGGAUAGAGUCGCGGUUAACCGACGCGGAACAUCGUCUGAAGAUCGUCUUCCAUCACCGUCAGCUGGACGACACGGAUCUGGGCAGACGAGUCCGCAGGGAAUUGAAAAAUCAAUCGCCGUACUUCGAGCAGUCGCUGUACGUAGCCGUGGUCGAGGAAGAGAAAGAACCGGGCACGUACGUGACGUCUGUCAGAGCCAGAGAUCCUGAGGGUGGCACGGUCCGUUAUUCCAUGAGUUCUCUGCUGGACGCCCGGUCACAGGCGUUACUCGUUCUGGAUCCGGUCACCGGGAGGGUCACUACACGCGCCAGAUUGGACAGAGAGAGCGUGGACGUUCAUUACUUUCGGGUACUCGCCGUGGACGAUUCGUUCCCUCCGAGAACGGGCACCACCACGUUGCAAGUGAACGUCCUCGAUACGAACGAUCACGCGCCAACGUUCGAGUGGCCAGAGGACGAGGCUUCCAUCAGAGAAGGUGUACCAGUUGGUUACACGGUUGUCACUGUCAAAGCUACCGACCAAGACGCAGGCAGAAACGCCGAAGUCGAGUAUUCCAUCUUAUCCACGACUAGCGGCAGCGGGACUGCAAACGCCGACGACGCGCUGACUUUCAGAAUAGAUCCGAGGACCGGCGUUGUUACGACGCGCGCGCCGCUCGACAGAGAGAAAACCGAGGUGUACACGGUCGUGCUGAGCGUCUCCGAUCAGGCGACACCCCCUUCCGCGCGAAAAACCGCGAACGCGACGCUGGUGGUCCGCGUGCUAGACGACAAUGAUAAUUACCCACAGUUCACCGAACGUACCUAUUCCGCCUGGAUACCAGAGGAUCUGGAUUACACGGCGAAUCCGGUGAUAGCGCGUAUACGCGCCACGGACGCGGAUUCGGGGAACAACGCCGCCGUUCGGUACGCCAUCAUCGGCGGAAACACUCAGAAUACUUUCGCCAUAGACUCGAUGAUCGGUGACGUUGCUCUCGUCAAGCCCCUGGAUUACGAGUCGACCAGAAGCUACAAAAUAGUUAUACGCGCUCAAGACGGUGGUUCACCGGCCAGAUCCAACACCACGCAGUUAUUAGUGCACGUGGGCGACGUUAAUGACAACGCACCGCGAUUUUACACCAGCCACUUUCAAGAGUCUGUCUCGGAGAACGUGCCUAUAGGGUACUCGAUGCUGAGGAUACAGGCGUACGAUGCUGACGAGGGCGCGAACGCUCAGAUAAAAUACACUAUAGGGGCGCGUGACUUCUCCGGAGCUUCCACGGAGAACUUUCCCAUAACCGUUAACACGGAGACCGGAUGGAUUUACACGACAAAACAGCUCGAUCGCGAGCAAUGUUCCAGGUACCAAUUCACCGUGAUUGCCACGGACUCUGGCGAUGUACCAAAAUCUGCGAGCGCCACUGUGAUACUCACCGUGACCGACGUGAACGACAACGAUCCCCACUUUGACCCUAAGAACUACGAGGCUGUGGUCUCCGAGGACGAUCCACCGGGCACUCCCGUCACCUCUGUCACGGCGACCGAUGCCGACGAGGACGCCAGGAUACAUUACGAGAUCACAGCUGGUAACACGAGAGGCCGAUUCUCGAUCGCGUCUCAGAACGGACGUGGUCUGAUAACGGUGGCUCAACCGCUCGACUACAAGCAGGAAAAGAGAUUCGUUCUCACCGUCACGGCCUCGGACAGUGGCGGUAGAACCGACACGGCUCUCGUCUACGUGAACGUCUCGGACGCCAAUAAUUUCGAGCCGGUGUUCGAGAACACGCCCUACGCCGUGUCGUUGUUCGAAGACGCGCCGAUCGGCACAACGGUUUUGGUCGUCAGCGCGACUGAUUCAGACGUUGGGAAAAAUGCUCAGAUCACCUACAGCUUGGGCACCGAUGGCGGGGAGUCGGCAUCCGAGUUCACCAUAAAUCCGCAAACGGGAGCCAUCACGACUACUCGCACGUUGGAUCGUGAACUCGUGCCCGGUUACUUUUUAACUGUUACAGCGAGAGACGGAGGCGUGCCGCCUUUGUCCGACACUAUCAACGUGGAAAUAUCCGUGACGGACGUGAACGACAAUGCUCCCGUCUUCGAAGCUCCACAGUACCAAGGUUCCGUCCCGGAGGACGUGGCAGGUGGCACUAGCGUUUUGAGAGUUUCUGCCACCGACGCGGACACGGAUCUGAAUGGGAGAGUGAGGUACGCGCUGGAAGACGACGGAGACGGCGCGUUUGCCGUAGACUCGACAACAGGCGUGAUCAGAACAGCCAAACCAUUGGACAGAGAAUCGGUCGCGAUGUACACUUUGAAGGCAGUCGCGAUGGACAGAGGAUCACCGUCCCUGUCGACGGUAGUGCCGGUGACGAUUAAAAUACAGGACGUGAACGACUCGCCACCGGCAUUCGAGAACGACAAGAUCGUCCUUUAUAUAGCUGAAAAUUCACCGAUCGGCUCGACCGUCGGCGAAAUUUAUGCGCACGACCCGGACGAGGGACCAAACGCGGUCGUGCAGUAUUCCGUGAUAGGAGGGGAAGACUCGAACAGUUUCGCCCUGAAUGUCAGAUCAGGCGCGGACCGAGCGGAAUUGAUCACGCUCGAGGAAUUGGACUACGAGUCGCCGAAGAAGAAGUUCGAGUUGGUCGUGCGUGCCGCCUCGCCUCCUCUCAGAUCGGACGCACUGGUUCAGAUAUUGGUGACCGACGUGAACGACAACGCGCCCGUGUUGAAGGACUUUCAGAUCAUAUUCAACAAUUUCAAGGACUUCUUCCCGACUGCCCCAAUAGGCAAGAUACCAGCCGUCGACGCGGACGUCACCGACAAAUUAACGUACAUCGUGCUCGCCGGCAACAACGCGAAUUUAAUCGACUUGAACAGAACCACCGGCGAAAUCCGGCUGUCGCCGCAGCUGAACACGAACGUGCCACGUGUCGCGACGAUGGAGGUGUCCGUCACGGAUGGUAUCAACGAGGUCAAGGCCACGAUGACUCUCUCGGUGCGCUUGAUCACCGAUAAAAUGCUCCUCAACUCAAUCACCGUUAGAUUAGACGACAUGACGGCCGAGGCUUUCCUCAGUCCUCUGUUAGGAUAUUUUCUGGAUGGUUUGGCAGCCAUUAUCCCAUGCCCCAGAGAGAAUAUCUUUCUCUUUAGCAUACAGGAGGACGCGAACGUGAACGGGAAGAUCUUGAACGUGAGCUUCUCCGCGCGGAAAGUCGAGCCAGGCGUGACGGACGAGUUUUACAGCCCGCAGUUUCUUCAAGAACGCGUGUAUCUGAACAGGGGUAUACUGGCGAGACUGGCAACGGUUACGGUGUUGCCCUUCGACGACAACCUUUGCGUCAGAGAGCCGUGCUUGAAUUUCGAGGAAUGCCUGACGGUGUUGAAAUUUGGGAACGCUUCUGGAUUUGCGAGCAGCGACACCGUAUUGUUCAGGCCUAUAUAUCCGGUGACAACGUUCGCGUGCAGAUGCGCGAAGGGUUUCACCGGUAGCAAGGAGUCCUACUUGUGCGACACGGAGGUUAAUUUAUGUUACUCGAAUCCGUGUAUGAACGGCGGCACUUGUUACAGAAGGGAAGGUGGAUACGCGUGUUCCUGCGGCCCGGAAUUCACCGGGAGAAACUGCGAGAUCUCGUUGGAUAAGGAUUCGUGCGCCCCAGGAAUCUGCAAGGGAGGUUCCCAGUGCGCUGUGAAGACGGCAGGCGGCUUUACCUGCGAGGGUUGCCCGGUGAUAUCUCUGGAGAACGUGACACCACUUUGCGAGCUUAGAGCUCGCAGUUUCGGACCGGCGACGUUUCUCACGUUCGCGUCUCUGAAGCAAAGGCACCGACUGCACGUGAAACUGAGAUUCGCCACGGAAGCGGCGAAUGGUCUUCUGCUCUACAACGGUCGGUACAACGAGAAACACGACUUUAUAGCUUUGGAGGUAAUCGACUCCGAGGUACAGUUCAGCUUCUCGCUCGGCGACGAGAUCACGCGAGCCAGUGCCAGCGUACCCGGUGGGAUUUCCGACGGUCAAUGGCACGAGGUGGAGGUCUAUUACAUAAACAAAACUGUAACGAUCUCACUGGACAACUGCGACGUUGCUCUAGCUUUGGAAUACAGCGAGAGACUCGGGACGAAAUGGUCCUGCGCGGGUAGAAGCGAGCAAGUGUUGGAAGAGCGUUGCAGCAUCGUCACCGAGACGUGUCAUCGUUUCUUGGAUCUGACAGGGCCGCUGCAACUCGGCGGUCUACCUGCCAUACCGUCUAGCUUUCGCAUCAGAAACAAGGACUUCGUCGGUUGCAUCACCGACCUGUACAUCGAUCAUAUUUUCGUCGAUCUGAAUUCGUUCGUAGCCGACAACGGUACCAACCCUGGUUGCCCGGAGAAGAUCUCCUUCUGUUCAUCGACACCGUGCAAGAACAACGGCAAGUGUCGAGAGAUAUGGUCCGGUUUCGUUUGCGAGUGCGAGGAAAACUUUGCUGGGCCUACCUGUGCCGACGAGGUUGGCAAACCGUGGAACUUCCACGGCGACGGGAUGCUCAGCUUUAAUCCUCUGUUAAGGCCCAUUCAGCUCCCAUGGUUAACGGCCCUCAGUCUGCGAACGCGAUCCAAGCAGGCGUUCGUCAUGAGCGUGCAAAUAGGGCAGAACAGUUCCGCGUUGCUCGAGAUCCGAGAUGGUAAACUAAUUGCCCUGUUAGACGGCACGGAUAUCGUGCAAACGUGGAACGACGUCGGCGACGGCGAAUGGCACAGGGUGGAGAUCGUCUGGCAGAGUGGCCAGGUUUCUCUCGACAUCGACUAUCGGAACAGACCGGUAUCGUCGCCGUUACCAGCGAAAUUGCAGGGUCUGUACAUCGGUAGGAUCCUCGUCGGUGGACCGGAACCAUCGACGAACACCGAGCUACCGUACUUCGACGGCUGCCUGCAGGAUAUUCGUAUAGGCAGCAACCAGAGCAUACUGUUGAGGCCAACCGUACAGGAGAACGUCGCGACCGGCUGCAGCUCGGAGGCCGAGUGCAACGUCGACUGUCCGGAGGCAUCGAUCUGCGUCCCGAAGUGGCAGGCAGGCGAGUGCGUUUGCGCGACAGGUCGCGUUGGACGUGACUGCGAGCCUGUUUGCGAUUUGAAUCCCUGCAACAACACCGGAGCCUGCGUCGAGGACACAGCGUCUCGCAGGGGUUACAGAUGCGAGUGUAACUCGCCAGAGUACUCCGGCGACUAUUGCGAGAUUAAAGCUGACCAACCGUGCCCGGCAACUUGGUGGGGUUCGCCCGUGUGCGGGCCUUGUCAUUGCGACGAGUCCAAGGGCUACGAUCCCGCGUGUAAUAAGACCACGGGCGAAUGCUACUGCAAGGAAAAUCACUAUCAACCCUCUGGUAAGAAAGAGUGCAUUCCUUGCGAGUGUUACGCCACCGGAAGCUUCGGCCCUCGCUGCGACACCGAGACUGGACAGUGUCGGUGCAGAGUUGGGGUCAUCGGACGAUCUUGCACAGCGUGUCCUAAUCCAUAUGCCGAGGUCACCCUUCGUGGCUGCGAGGUAGUGUACGACGGGUGUCCUAGAUCCUACGCGGAGGGUCUGUGGUGGCCGAGGACCAAGUUCGGAAUGAUUGCCAUCGAGGAUUGCCCUGGCGUGGCCGAGGGAAAGACUUCUAGAUCAUGCGACGACAAACUGGGCGGGUGGCAGGAACCUGAUCUCUUCAAUUGCACUUCAGAGGCGUUCAUCGAGCAAAGGCACCAGCUAGCCGCGUUAGAAACCAAGGAUCUGACGUUGAACACUUACGUCGCCGUUAAAAUAGCGAAGGAUGUUCACAGAGCGGUGAACGUGACCAAAGAAUUGUACGGUGCCGACUUGUUGAUCGCUGAAUCUCUUCUAGCAGCGUUGUUGCAGUACGAAGAGAGUUUGGUCGGAUUGAACUUGACCCACAGUCAAGAUAAAGAUUACGUCUCUCAUCUGGUCGGAAUCGCCAGCCACAUUUUGAAAUCCAAAUAUUUGGAAAAGUGGUCGAGAAUUGAGACUCUCAACGGCGACGCUCCUGACAAGAUAUUGGACGCGAUGGCGAACUAUUUAAAGACCCUGACUGCGUCUCAGCAUGAUAUUUUUACCAAUCCUUUCGAAGUAGUCGAUGCUAAUGUCGUAUUGGGCCUGGACAUAGUAACUUCUGAAAGUCUAUUCGGAUACGAGACGGCGGAAUACUUGGAAGACCCAUCAGCGUCUACGAUAAGGCCAACUGAAGCGGAUCAGAAAGUCGUCUUGCCCGAUACCUCUGCGUUCUUGUCGUCACCUGCCCAUUUCGGCCCGUCGAUUACCUUCCCAAAGUAUAACAAUUACAUGGCCGAUCCAAACAGAUUCGAUCCCUAUUCAAAGAUACGAGUGCCUCUUAACGUGCUAGGCAUAAAACCUUUGAUACAAGGGGAGUUAAACGUUAAGAAAAGUUUGGUCAAUCGGAAGGCUGUGUUGAGUUACGUGCAAUAUAAACAAUUGGGUGCCCUACUGCCUCAAAGAUUUGACGAUUCCGUAGCUGUUAGAUGGGGCGUGGAAGUAGCGGUAGCUUCGCCAGUCGUGACAGUAUCCGUUUUAGUUCCUUCCGACAACGGUUACGAGUCUCUGACUGGAAUUCCCCUCCAAUCCCCAGUUCAAAUUAGUCUCUGGCUUAGCGAGAAGGAUGAAUUUAAGACUAGAACCAAUCCGCAAUGUGUACAUUGGAGCACGAUCAGAGGAGUCGGCGAAUGGAGUCGAAUAGGUUGUACCACAGAGAUUGAGGAUGAUUCCUUGUCAUUCGGCACUAUUGUAAACUGCUCCUGUUUCCAAUUGUCCACUUUCGCAAUAUUGACGGACGUACUCGAUCCGGAGUACGUUCCAGAACCGUCCUUGCUUGAAGAUGUAACAAGCUACAGCGCGUUCAUGCUCGCGUUGCCUUUGCUGUUGUCUGCCUUACUCAUUCUGGCCUUGAUACGAGGCGGUGGUACAAAUUCAAAUAGCAUUCACAAAAAUCUGGUAAUGUGCGUUUUCGUCGCCGAAGUGCUUUACUUGGUCGCGCUCAAAGCGAGAAGCCCCCUAGUCUCGAAUGAGUUCCCAUGUAAACUGACGGCAAUUGGUUUGCACUAUGCCUGGUUGAGCACAUUCUCGUGGACUUUGGUAGACUCUAUUCAUCUCUAUCGGAUGCUCACCGAAAUGAGAGACGUGAAUCAUGGACAAAUGAGGUUCUACUAUACGAUGGGAUACGGCGCUCCAGCUAUCAUCGUUGGACUGACUAUUGGAGUCAGAGCUGAUCAAUACGGAAACUUUUAUUUCUGCUGGUUGUCAAUUUAUGAAACUGUGAUCUGGUCUUUGAUUGGCCCAGUUUGUCUGGCUGUCUUGGUGAAUUUCUGUAUUCUCGUCAUGUCAGUACGAGCGGCUUUCACGCUAAAAGAACACAUUAUGGGUUUUGGGAACUUAAGAACGUUGCUCUGGCUAUCGGUAGCUUCGUUACCUCUUCUUGGGUCUACGUGGACUCUGACAGUUCUCAAUGCCUCCGAAAAUUCUCCAACACUGUCAUACCUGCUUAGUAUAGCAGUAGUUGUUCACGCGUCAUUUAGCUUGAUUGGAUAUUGCUUCAUCAACGGCAGAGUACGAAGAAAUCUGUAUUUGAGUCUGUUAAGGUGUAUUGGAAAAAAGACGCCUUUGUUAGAAGGAAGCAUGGGGAACGGAAGCAGCAGUCAGAAUGUAAAUGGUCACUCACGAUCCGCGUUGGCUUAUUCAUCGACGUAUAGUGGGGCAGAGUCCGUAUGUAGGAGAGUACACGUAGGAGUCUCAACGAGUAGUACAACCUCACGAAGUACAAAUAAGACUGGAUCCAGUCCCUAUCGUAGCGAUACACAUUUGAGGCAUACAUCAACAUCCACAAGCAAUUAUAAUAGCGACAGAGAUCCCUAUAUGUCUUCUAGGAGUCAUCGAUCAACGUUACACUCUAGACAAGAAGCGACAGAACCAAGGAAUCAACGUAGAGAUUCCGAAUCGGAUUCAGACGGCUCCCAAGCGGAAGGUGGAGGAAGGAGUUUAGAUCUAGCGAGUUCACACAGCUCCGACGAAGAAGAUGUCACGUCGAGAUCGCACAGGAACAUGGGCGUUUCGACGCAACAACCCGUCGCGCACAACUACUUGCCUAAUAUUCACACCAAUCCCACCGAACACUUGAACAUACUUUGCUCAAACACAGAACUAUUCCCGAACAUUAAACCUAUUUAUGCACCUAGGUGGAGUUCUCAAUUACCAGAAGCAUAUUUAUCGUCAAAUGUAAUAGACGUGCGCGGAAGUCAAUGGUCCGGAGGCACCAUGUCCGACAACGAAAUGGCCUCGAACAAAACCUCCAGUCCAAAUCCGCUGCCUUACCCUGAAAUGAACUCGCCUCAGAAAAGUCAACCGGAUGAAAAUUACUCGGAAGGGGAAGAGAAGCUUCAUCAUCUCGGAGAGAAAUACUUGUUUCCAUAUACCGCCGAAGAAGAUCACACUGUCUCGCCUACUCCUUACAUGCUACCCAUUUCAUCGCGCAUUCUCGCCUCCAGCAUGAGCCACCAUUCGCAAAAUUCAAACCACGAGAAUUUGAGCGGCUCGGAGCGGUAUGGAAGUUUGAAGAGGGGGCAGAGUUUACACGGUUCUCAGCACGAUAAUCUCAGCGGCUCGGAGAGAUACGGUAGCUUAAAGCGCGGCAAGAUUACACCGACCGUGCUAGAAGAUUCACCGGAGUAUAUUCUACCCAUGAGCGGUAGAAUAUUGUCUAGUUCGCUGACUCACGAUUUACAGCAUAGCAAUGAAUUGGCUGCGCUUAGACAGCAGCAACAGCAGCAAUACGAACAAACCAUUACAGAGACCGACGAAGAGGUAAGCGUUCUGCAGGAAUAUUACACAUUUCUAAGAGUAUUUAUUAAAAACUUUGUUAAAGACCGAAUGUCAUGCUGAAUUCGAAACUUUAAUGAACACUUUGUCAUUUUUCUUUUCUUUGUGAUUGUUUCAGGAAGGAUACUAAUGCGGAAACGUCAGUAUGACGAUCUCUGUUCUACAAAUAAACACCGUACAAAGUAAUAUAACGUACUAUUAACUUAAAACUCAAAUGAUUAAAUAUAUAUAUAUAUAGAUAGAUAUAGAUAUAGAUAUAUAUUUCUUAGAGUGUUACUACUCUAAGGUAUAUUUUAAGAGCGGCCAUGACUGUACUUACAAAGCUAGCCAUAUGGAUUAGUAUGUAUGUAUGAGUGCCUGUACGUAUAUAUGCAUACGCUUGUUGGUAUUUCGUUUCGUGUGAUUCCAGCUUCUGUUCGGAAGCAAUUCUUUCGGCUUCUUCAUUGCGAUAACCGUGAUGAGAUAUCGGAAGACAUAUGAUCUCUAGUUCAUUUCAUCAUGUAAUUAAUAUCACUUUCCCUAGUACCUUAAUUUCUAAGCUCAGUAUUGUGCAAUGUGUAUACAUUCCAAUUUCAUUUCAUAUGUAUUUAGGUUCUAUUUUCUUUCCUCUUUCUUUCUUUUUUCCUUUUUUUUUUUUUUUUUUUAAGAAGUUUACAAUGUUUUAUAUAUGGAAAAAGCGUACAACUGUGCGGCGCAAUUUUCAUAGUUUUGUAUAUAUUUAUAUGAAAAAAAUGUGACAAAAUACAUAAUUUAUACAUAUUCCUCA